AUGGUGCGCCUCACGCAGGUGUCGAGCCCGCACUGCGUGCGGCUGCGCCAGUACGCGACGGUCGCCGAGCCCCUGAUCCUCUGGGCGCUGACGGACCUGUGCGAGGGCGGCGCGCUGUCCGAGCGCCUGAAGCGGCGGCCGCCGCCGGCCGCCGCGCGCCUCGAGCGCUGGUGGCGCGACGCGACGGCGGGCCUCGCGGCGAUCCACAAAUUGCGGGUCGCGCACCGCGACGUCAAGACGGAGAACAUCUUCCUCACGAGCGUCGACGACGGCGCCGCGGCGGCCGUCGUCGGCGACCUGGGCAUCUCCAAGGAGCUCAAUUCCACGUCGAGCCUCAUGCUCACGCAGUGCGGCACGCCGGCCUUCCUCGCGCCGGAGAUCCUGUCGAACCAGCCCUACACGCUCAAGGCCGACGUCUGGAGCCUCGGCUGCGUCUUCUUCGAGACCGUCGCGGGCCGC
This is a messenger RNA of Aureococcus anophagefferens, 459 nucleotides long. RefSeq lists its product as hypothetical. The annotation marks the transcript as partial. Gene Ontology annotation, biological process: protein phosphorylation. The transcript has a single exon. Lineage: Eukaryota; Pelagophyceae; Pelagomonadales; Pelagomonadaceae. Gene Ontology annotation, molecular function: protein kinase activity; ATP binding. The record is from RefSeq and is a predicted model, not a curated record.